Molecule: messenger RNA, 1026 nt
Organism: Penicillium soppii
Lineage: Eukaryota; Fungi; Ascomycota; Eurotiomycetes; Eurotiales; Aspergillaceae
Product: ketopantoate reductase family protein
Exons: 1
Coding region: 1-1026 (341 amino acids)
Biological process (GO): pantothenate biosynthetic process
Cellular component (GO): cytoplasm
Molecular function (GO): 2-dehydropantoate 2-reductase activity
Source: RefSeq, a predicted model, not a curated record
AUGACAAUCGGAUCCGAGGUGCCUCAGCAUCCAGAGGAGCUACAUUCGCCCAAUAUUCUGGUUGUCGGCGCUGGCAGUGUUGGCGCCAUCUACAUACAUCAACUCCAACGAGCAGGCUGUAUCGUUAGCGCCGUGUGUCGGUCCAACCACGAUACCGUGAGCAAAGACGGAUUUACUCUGCAAAGCAAACUCUUCGGCAACGUAACCUAUAAACCUGAUUAUGUUUUUCGCUCAACAUUGGAUUGUCCAGCCCAUACGAUUUAUGAUUAUAUUAUUGUGACCACAAAGGCCCUGUCUGGUAGCCAACUACCACUAGUCGACCUGAUCAGGCCUAUCAUCCAACGGGACGCUAGGACGGCAAUCGUCAUGGCGCAGAAUGGUAUCGCCGUGGAGGACAUAAUUGCAGAGGCAUUUCCCGUGAACCCGAUUCUCAGUGGGGUAGUAUAUCUUCCUGCAAUGCAAAUAAAGCCGGGGGUUGUUAAGCAUCAUGGCACACUCAAUUUACUGGAGCUAGGUACUUUCCGAGCAGAUGCGCCAAAGCCACACAAAGUGGCCGCGGUGGAUUUAGCCCGUCUCUUCUGUCUAGGUGGGGGGCAAGUGGAAGUGUGUGAAAAUAUUCAGACUGCCCGUUGGUCAAAGCUAGUUCUAAACGCUGCGUGGGGUCCCAUUUGCGGUCUGAGCUUAUGCACUGAUGGUGACUUCCUCACCUCUUCGCCAUUCGCCGCUGAUCUGGUCCGCGGGGCAAUGAUGGAGAUAGUCCGAUUGGCCCAGAAGAUUGGUAUUCCCGGUGUUGAUGAAAAAGUGAUGGAGAAACAGUUUUCAAUUGCAAAGAUGAGGGCACAGAAUGGGACAGGCCGCGAAGUAAGCAUGUUACAGGAUAUUCGACGCGGACAGCCGUUUGAAAUUGAGACCAUCCUCGGAGAACCGGUACGAUUAGGCCAGCAACAUGGGGUGGAAAUGCCCCGGCUUGAGACGCUGUACGCUUUGUUGAUGGGUAGGUUAAAAGCUUUGACCGGACAUAUGUAA